This is a messenger RNA of Capronia coronata CBS 617.96, 1236 nucleotides long. RefSeq lists its product as uncharacterized. Lineage: Eukaryota; Fungi; Ascomycota; Eurotiomycetes; Chaetothyriales; Herpotrichiellaceae. The coding region runs from base 1 to 1236 and encodes 411 amino acids. The record is from RefSeq and is a predicted model, not a curated record. The transcript has 3 exons.
AUGAAGAACCAUCUUCCUAACAUCGAGAAGCCCUCCUUUAUGUGGCACCUGAGGUCGUUGGAAGAUAUCAAAGCGGCUUCAGGGUUUACGCUCGCCAAUUACAUGAACAUUAUCCUUCUUGUUGUCUUUGUCUACUUCGCUAUCCGGCAAGCCAGGGCGAAACAGCAAGCAGCAGAGAAGGCCGGCUAUGAGAAACGGUACAUCCGAGCCCCAGAGUUCCCUCCAAUCGAGGAACAGCAAGACUUCGACUGGAAGACGACGGAACCAAUUCCCCCUCCGCCAUUGAAAUCCAAAUACUUCUUGACAAUGGGACGAGCCGACUCUGACGACCCAGGCCUUGAGAAAUUACCGCCGUCGGAGCUGCUCUUGAUCGACAAGACAUACGAGGAGCGCAUUGCGUACCGGCGCCGCAUCAUGGCCGAGCAAGGCAAGCACAUCGUGAACGUGAAUGAUGACCUUCGCAUCCGCCCGGCCGUCGUGGAGCUCUACCAAUUUCUCCUCGGCACGUACCUCCCCCUCCGCUUCCCGACCAUGUUCAAACUGCACGAGACCGAAUACGAGCAGGGCAAGGCCUUUAUGCUGGAGAACUUUAUCACGGGCGCCUUGUUCCCUGCGAAAGUGACGGCGCAGAUGUCUACUGAACGUCUUCUCGAAACCCUCGGCCGCACCGUCGACGAAGACUUCCUCUUCCUCUUGCCUGAAGAAGACAGCGACGAUCCCAAGUACGUGCUGGAGGCGUACGUCAUAGCAUGCGCUUCCGGGUUCGACCCGGCCGAGAAGAUCGGGAAGCGUCUCGCAGACAUCCAUGGACCCGUGCCGGGCUACAGUGACAAGUUGGAGUCUAGCAUGGACCGCUUCUUCUCCAAGGUCGAGGUCGGCAAGUAUGUCAAGCGGUCGAACUGGUCAGUCACGACGGACGCCGAAUUGUUCACUCCGGGAAAAGGCUCGGUACAUGCGCACGAGGGUGACGACAUUGAAGAAGUCGACCAUGUUAACCUCGAUACCACCUUUGUCCGCUGCGAGCGUCAGACUCUGCAUCGUCUGCCCAAUUCGAAGGCACUAGUCUUCGCAUUUCACACCUAUUUAUAUCCCAUCAAACAGAUCAAGGAGGAUGGGGCCGGUGAGGAACUGGCCCUUGCCAUCGAUGGUCUCAGACUGGGCAAUGUGCCGCAGAUGCAUUUCUACAAGAGAGGUGUCGUUUGGGGCGAAGCGGUCAAGAGGUAUUUGAGGAGCUGA